Molecule: messenger RNA, 753 nt
Organism: Anisakis simplex (herring worm)
Lineage: Eukaryota; Metazoa; Nematoda; Chromadorea; Rhabditida; Anisakidae
Source: the annotation of a GenBank genome assembly
AUGCGAACACUUUCGCACGCUAGUGAUCCUGGACCGAAGCAAUCGAAUGUGCAUUUAGCUGUUUCAACAGGCAAUGCGCUUGCAUCGAAUACAAAGGUUGGCUCUUCACCGCUCACGUAUGGAACGCAUCCACCCAAUUCGGGCGAUUUUGCGACUGCGCUACGACGUCGAAUGACCGAAGAUUACGAUCGGCUAGGACAUGGCGUUGAGAUAGUGCACAGUCCUUCAGUGGCUCUCAGAUCAUUACUUCAUAACAGUCAUAAUUUGAGUGCGAAUGGCAGUCAUCAUUCCGCAGCCACACUGAGCACCUCGCGUCGUCGUCCGGUAUUGGCGUUUGUUACGGAGCGUCAUGAUCUCGCGAGUAUUCGUGAGGCAAUGGCAACGGCCGUUGCUCGAGCCACAUUCUUCUCGCAUUCUUUCCGUGUCUGGAAUUGGCUUUUGAAAUUGGUAUCCGCUGAGUCGAGUGUCGCAGAUAUUUUAUGGCAGUACCUGACCACGCUAUGUUCAUAUGCUCCUCUGUGCAAACGGCGUUCCGACGAUUUGCGAUCGGCGACAAAUCUACAUUUGUUGCCUCAUCCUUGGCUUGUGUGCUUCUUGGCUGGUCCAAUCGCAGCUAAGAUGGUUCAGCACAUGCAUUCGUUCCUGUACACAAUCGCUGUGAUUUUGCAAUCGAACGGCGUUGAUCCAAGUCUGAGGUGUUUGUGCUUCAGAACGUGGACUUUUCAGUUAACGGCUCAUGAACAGGUCUGUUGA